UUCUAGCAAUAUUAUCAACACAACCGCCGCCUGGCGAAGGCUACAGUAGAAGCGCUGCAAGAUGCCAAAUUUGAUGAGGAACUUCUCUUUGACCUUAAGAAGGAGAAUCAGGUCUACAUCAACCGGACGAUGUCGCUUGUAAUUAAAUACAUUGUUAAGAGGGAAGUUGAUAAUUACCGUUCACGGCGAACGGAUGCUAUCAGUCGCCGCAUCUACUCCGCCCUCGUGAUGAAGCUGAUUGACAUCGCCAAGGACCUCCCGCGCAACUCGAGUGCCCCCAAUCGCAUUGAAACCGCGCAUCGCUACUACAUGUCCGUCGAAAGCCGGGACAUGCAUGAUCAGAUGGCUGACAUUCAGGUGUUCCAUGCGUGUGCGAGGCUUUAUGACGUCGUGUUCACGGCUCCACGAAUAAUAGCCCAGCUGGGCAAACUAGACGAUUUGACCCCGAGGGUGCUGAUCCGGAAACUCAAGGUUAUGGACAUCAAGCCGGUGCACCUAAGCAUCGCUCUACUUAUACAGUUCCACCUCCGCAACACUGUCAACUUCGCAAUUCGUUCCAAAGCAAUCGAAGUCCUCAAUACCAAGCCCCAAAUGGUCGGACCUCAAGUGAUAGAUAUGCUCAAGGCCAUCGCGGCCCGUUUGCUACCUGUCGCUGAACUCCUGGACGUCCACUUGGCACAUUCCAGCGCUGCUUUUCAAGACACUUGUCCUUCCACUUGGUUGGGCAUUGUUAAUAAUAAACAAUCGUAAUUCUCAUCGCAUUUUAUUU
This is a messenger RNA of Hyposmocoma kahamanoa, 769 nucleotides long. RefSeq lists its product as uncharacterized. The record is from RefSeq and is a predicted model, not a curated record. NCBI's taxonomy places the organism in Eukaryota, Metazoa, Arthropoda, Insecta, Lepidoptera, Cosmopterigidae. The transcript is spliced from 4 exons. The coding region runs from base 130 to 750 and encodes 206 amino acids.